Messenger RNA from Vespa crabro (European hornet), 4497 nucleotides. Its product is annotated as integrin alpha-8-like. Gene Ontology annotation, biological process: cell adhesion mediated by integrin; cell-matrix adhesion; integrin-mediated signaling pathway. Gene Ontology annotation, cellular component: integrin complex; external side of plasma membrane. Gene Ontology annotation, molecular function: integrin binding. The transcript has 15 exons. The coding region runs from base 642 to 4415 and encodes 1257 amino acids. NCBI's taxonomy places the organism in Eukaryota, Metazoa, Arthropoda, Insecta, Hymenoptera, Vespidae. The record is from RefSeq and is a predicted model, not a curated record.
UUCGGCGGGUAGCAGCCAACCAAAACUGAUUUUGACAAAGACGACGUCUAUGAUGAAUAGAAGAUAGAGGAAUAACGUGAUUUUAUGUAUAUAAAAAAAGAAGAAUGUAUCACUGUGUAAGACUAUCGAGGAAAAACAAAAGCGAGAAUGGUCCGAAGCACGAAGCAACAGUACGGAAACAGUCGAAGUCGUGGCUCGAACUGACCGCGAAGAGAGAUCGUACGGCGAUCAGCUGAUCGAGGACUCGAAUUCUCAAGAGGAGACAACAGAGGUUGAUCGGGUGGUUCGAGCAAAAAGUCGCGGGUAUCUCUCGUAAACGUAACUGCGUGCGCGUUGGCAUUGCGUGCGUGUGUUCUGUGUACACGUUUGUCUUCUAGAAAUUUUCUACGUAAGUUCGUUAAGUACAAACAGCUUACGGCAUGUCUAUUUGAAAGAAGAUACAUCACAAUUGAACGGAUUAUCCUUGUUUCCUACGUAAGAAGGAAGGUAAAGAAGUUAGAACGAAGGUGUAAGGGUGAUAUUUUCGUAAGAAGGAUAACGUAGAGAAAUCGUCGUUGUAUAGAUGGAAGAAAGAGACAAAAAGUGAAGAAGGACGGUGGUGUAUCCCUUUCGGAAUACGUGUCGUGCCGAUAGGCGGAGAAAUGGCUCGUCCUUCCGAUUCUAGUCCUCUUUCUUACGUUUUUUCACGACAAGUCGACGAUAAAAUUGAUCACUGUAAAAGACUCGUCAACUCUAGAUUCGGGGGAUCCGAGAACUUGUUUAGAAAAGAUCUCCUAUCUCAUUAUGGUUGUGUCAAUGCGAUCGAAUUUUCACGUCAGGGUGAUCUAUUGGUAUCUGGCGGUGAUGAUAGAAGAGUUUUAUUAUGGAAAGUAGAACAAGCGAUACAAGGUGUAGGAAAACCUACAGUAAUGAAAGCUCAACAUGUUAGCAAUAUAUUUUGUCUUGGAUAUGACAAUAGCAAAACAAAGAUAUUUUCUGCGGGAAAUGAUGACCAAGUAAUUGUUCACGAUUUGCAAACUUGCGACGUCCUCAGUUUCUUCCUACACGAGAAACCUGUAUAUGGUUUAUCGAUUCAUCCUCAUAAUGAUAAUGUUUUUGCAAGUGCGUGCGAUGAUGGAAGAAUUUUAAUUUAUGAUGUUAGAGGAGCAGGUGCCAUGGAAACUUUUUGUCUAGCACAAUAUAAGACACCAUUUCAUUCUGUUAUGUUUAAUCCAGUUGAACCUAGAAUGUUAGCCACUGCCAAUGCUAAAGAAGGAGUUAGUAUGUGGGAUGUAAGAAAACCACUUAGGCCUGUAUUACGUUAUGGAAAUGAAAGUCCUGCACAAAGUUGCAUGAAUGCAAGAUUUAAUGCAGCAGGGAAUAGAUUGUUAGCAUUGAGGAGAAGGCUACCUCCAGUAUUGUAUGCUGUUGAUUCUUCUUCUCACUUAUGCCAAUUUGAUCAUCCAGGGUAUUAUAAUAGUUGUACGAUGAAAACAUGUUGUUUUGCUGGUGAUAAUGAAGAAUAUGUUCUUUCAGGCUCGGACGAUUUCAAUCUUUAUAUGUGGAAGAUUCCCUCUGAAGGCGUAAAGUGGGUAGAUUCUGCUCAUAUGGUUUUACGUGGUCACAGGUCAAUAGUCAAUCAGGUACGCUACAAUCAAGCAAGUUGCGUACUUGCAUCAUCUGGAGUUGAAAAAAUUAUCAAGAUUUGGAGUCCAUUUUCUCUUGGAAGCGGAUGUUUAGGUGGCCUAAAGCGCGAUGCUGGAAAACAAGAAAGGCAACGUCGUGUAUUUACGCACGACGAAUAUAUUGGUUUAGUAUUGCGUAGUGGCCAAUUUAUGACCCACGAUUAUAGUCAUCAAUCAACUAGGGAGGAUCCAAGAAUGAUGGCUUUUUUUGAUUCCUUAAUACAACGUGAAAUUGAAGGUUGGAGUUCAGAAGAUAUGCCAACUGCAUCACAAACUCCUAGUGAUUCUGAAAAUAAUCCUACAACUGGACGUACCUAUAGCGCAACAGAUUCUGACGGAUAUUCAACAACUUCCGGAUUUUAUUUUAGCAAACAGGAACGUUUGUUUGCAUCAAGUUCACCAAGAAGUAAUAAUAUGAAAGGAUAUGUUAUAAUAUAUUCUUUUCCAAAAUAUUCCGGUAAAACGAUUGAUAUUAGUAAUACAUUAAAUGGUUACCAAUAUGGAGAAUAUUUUGGAGCUUCUUUGGCAUCAUGUGAUUUAAAUAAUGAUGAUAAAGAUGAUUUAAUUGUUGGUGCACCUCUUUGGACUAAAGAUAUGGACGAGGGUCGAGUAUAUGUUUUUAUUGCAUGGGAAAAUAACAAUUUUAUGAAAAAACAAGAAAUUGAUGGCAAUGUAAGUGGAGGAAGAUUUGGCUCUUCUAUAACAUGCUUAGGAGAUAUUGAUUAUGAUGGAUACAAUGAUAUUAUGAUUGGUGCACCAUAUGAAGGAGACAGUGGUGCAAUAUAUUUAUACAACAGUAAUAAAAAUGGAAUUCUGAAAUGUAGUCAAAAGAUACUUGGUUCUGAAUUUUCACCAAAUAUUUGUGGAUUUGGUAUAUCAAUAUCAAAACCUGUGGAUAUAAAUAAUGACAAAUACCUUGAUAUUGCAAUAGGAGCUUAUUUAUCUGAACAAGUUGUUCUGUUACCAUCCAUACCUGUUGUUUCAAUAACAAUAGAUCUUGUGUAUUCUGAAAAAAAAUUCUCUAGGGAUUCAAAAUUUUUCUUUAUUUAUAUAUGUACUAUUUAUGAUGGUGUAUAUGCUCCUAAAAACUUAAAUAUCAUUCGUAAUUUAGAAAUAGAUCCAUUAUAUGGAAGAGCAAUGUAUUUGAAAAAUAAUACAAGUAAUUUUACUUGUAUUUUACCAACUAUAUUAAAAAUAUCCGAACGUAAAUGUGAUUUGUUUAAAAUUCACCUUAAGGACAACAUACAAAAUGUGAUUGAUCCAAUUUCAUUAUCUGUAGUGGUAGAUUUUAAUAAUGCCAUGCAAGAAAGUAACAAAUCAAGUAACAUUUUUCAUAGAUCAUCUGUAGUAAUAAACAAACUGAAUUCAAAAAUUAAAGAUGUAAUUCAGUUACCAUUUUUAUUAGAAUGUGGUACUGAUGAUAUUUGUAACUCAGAUUUACGGAUAUCUCUUCGAACUAAUUUAAUAUCCGAUAAUACAUAUAUUAUUGGAUCAUCCUCGAAUCUGAAACUUAUAAUUGAUGUUCAUAAUAAUGGUGAACCUGCUUAUCAGACACAAGUACACAUUUUUAUUCCAAAUCCCUUGUCAUUAGCGAGUAUACCACCAGCAUGCAUGGAAUCAUCUUGGACAAAUAAGUAUAAUUUGCAAGUAAUAUGUGAUCUUGGAAAUCCUCUUACCAAUGCAACCAAUGAAACAAUGAUAUUAGAAUUGGAUACAAGUAAGAUUCCUUUUGAUGUUAAGAGUUUGGAAUUAUAUGCAAACGUUACUACUCAGAGUGAAGAAAUAAAUCAAUUAGAUAAGAACUAUACUAUGACAAUUUAUUUUGAUAUUGAUGUUGAUAUAGCUAUAGCAGGAAAAGCACAAGACAAUGUAUAUUCGUACUCUUGGAAAGAUGAAAAAAAUUCACAAAAUAUUAAAUUUAAACAUAUUUAUGAAGUACAAAAGUUUGGAAGAAGUCCAAUUAAUGAAGCUAUCUUAAUGGUAGAAAUUCCAACAUAUUGGAAAAACAAAGAUUAUGAUAUAGAAUUGAUUAAUAUAAAUCAUACAAUUGCUCAUAUGGAUGGUAAUAUUCUUAAAUUAAAAAUCAAUGAUUUGGAUCAUUGUAAAAAUUGUCAAACUUUCAAGAGGGAAACCAUUAAUGAAUUCAUUGAUGAAUUUGAUAUGAAUAAUAAAUCAGUUAAUAUUUAUACAAGAAAUGAAACAAAGAUCAAAUAUGAAGAAAAUUUUACUAACACGGAAAAAUUGGUAAUAAAUACACCCGUUGAAAACAGAAUAUUGUUCAUUAAUUGUAGUAAUCCAAUGAUUGUGUGUAAACAAGUUGAAUGUAAAUUAAAUCCUUUUACAAGUUCUUUAUCUGUCGCCCAACUCAUAAUUACAUUAGAUUUUAAAUUAUUAAAUAUUCCAUCAUUCAUGUUAGAAAACAAAAAUAUUAUAUUAUUUGCAUCUAAAGGCACUGUAAAUAUCACACAACCAUCCAAUGUUAUUCAAGGAAGCACAAAUAAACCUGAUACUACCAUGAUAAUUACAAAAUUCCAGGGAUCUCCAAUAAAUGAACGUGUUGCCGUUUGGAUACUUGCUUUAUCAAUAUUUCUUGGGAUCAUACUUUUAAUAUUAAUUAUUCUAGGUCUCAUUAAAUUGGGUUUCUUUCAUAGAAAAAGAAAAGAACAACUAGAGGCUUUGAAAGCUAUAUCAAAUGAAAACAAUUCUAAGAUUCUAGAAAUAAUUUCGUCCGAAGUUGUUGAUCAAGAAUAAGUAAAUAAGAAUUAUAUAUUAUGAAAUAUUUUUCAUUUCUUUUAAUUUAUUUUUUAAAACAAGUACAAUAAAUAGCAACGUG